This is a messenger RNA of Solenopsis invicta (red fire ant), 3295 nucleotides long. RefSeq names its product integrator complex subunit 7 (gene INTS7). The transcript is spliced from 13 exons. Bases 343 to 3228 code for a protein of 961 amino acids. The record is from RefSeq and is a predicted model, not a curated record. Lineage: Eukaryota; Metazoa; Arthropoda; Insecta; Hymenoptera; Formicidae. Gene Ontology annotation, cellular component: integrator complex. Gene Ontology annotation, biological process: snRNA 3'-end processing.
UUAUUUGUUAGAAACAAAUUUAAAAAUUUGCGAAAAAAAAAUUCCUUUUGUUACUGUCGCGAUGAACCUGUCAUUGGCCAGUCAUAACGGCAAACCGGUUGAAUGGAAUGAAGCGAAACUUUUAAUGCAUACAUUUGCGAAAGUAAUAAAUAGUUGAUUAAAUAAAUAUGUUAAUUAACAAUGCUUAAAUUGAAUGUUUUCCUAGAAUUUUACGUUUUAGAUUUAGCUUUUUUGUAUGAGAUUAACAAAGAUCAACGUUUCACGUAAAUAGGUUAUACGUAACGAAACGGAUAAUCGAGUGAUUUUUCAAACAUUGUGCAUGUAAUUUAUAUUGUGAAAAACAUGAUCGGAAUGAGAAUGAAUGCGUUUAACGAUACUGGACUUGGAGAACCCGAGCAAGAUGCAAACACGGCCCUCAUAGAGCUCGAUAAAGGUUUACGUUCUACCAAGACUGGGGAACAGUGCGAAGCUAUCGUACGCUUUCCUAGAUUAUUUGAAAAAUAUCCCUUCCCAAUAUUAAUAAACUCCUCACUGUUGAAAUUGGCCGAAGUAUUUCGCACCGGGAGUAAUUUCUUACGAGUAUGGGUUCUAAGGGUAUGUCAGCAAAGUGAGAAACACCUGGAUAAGAUCUUGAAUGUAGAUGAGUUUGUAAGGCGUAUUUACAGCGUUAUACAUUCAAACGAUCCUGUUGCUAGAGCUCUUACUCUACGUACAUUGGGCAGUGUAGCCGGCAUUAUUCCCGAAAGGCAACAGGUGCAUCAUAGCAUAAGAAGAUCCUUGGAUUCUCAUGAUUCAGUUGAAGUAGAAGCUGCUAUUUAUGCUGCCCAAAUGUUUGCAGCGCAGUCCAAAUUAUUUGCUGUAUCUAUGUGCAGUAAGAUUUCCGAUAUGAUCAGAGGUCAAGCUACUCCUGCCUCAAUGAAGUUGCAGCUUAUUCCAAUUUUACAAUAUAUGCAUCAUGAUACUUUUACAGCGUCAAUGGUAAAUGAAUUAUGUAUGGAGCUUCUUGCGAGUUAUCCAGCAGCAGAAUUUGUCAGAGUCACUCUGAGUGCACUAAGUACCCUGGCUUCUGCGACGUUAAUAGACGUGCCACAACAGGUCGCGUUAUUAUUACGCUAUUUACAAGAUGAUCCAAGACUGUCUGUUAAACGUCACGCCUUACAUCUUUUGCACAGUUUAGCUAGAAGAGGGGCACAUCUCUGGCCACAGGGGGCUCUUAAUAAUUUAAUCGAGAGUACCACAACACUUUUGCAAGAUGGUGCAGGAAACAUCGAUCUUCUUAUUCGUACUUUAGACGUAAUCGAGGUACUUAGCCAAAAUGCUGUAACGUGUGACGCAAAUAUGGAAGAAAACAGUCCUUUGUUGCAAUUGUGUUUAAAUGCGUGUUAUUCGCCCGAUCCAUUUGUCGCAGUGAAAGCGAUUACUAUACUUUCUAGAGUUGCCUGUUACUGUUAUCAAGAAGGGUUGCCUGCUUAUGGUAUACAAGAUGUGAUUUCUUGUCUCGAAUCUCUUAUCGUAUUGUUAGUUUUGGAUGAUAAACAUUUGCAUCAAUUGAGGGCAUGUUUACGUUCAACAGUAAAACUAUGUCAGUCGCAACCCAGUCAUUGUGCUAUAUUUGUCGAUGCUAUUGGUUCUACCCUUAUCAAUGCCAGUGCAGAAAAUGGUCAGAAUGAGAACCAGACAGUUGCAUUGUGCGAAGCUUUAGGUGCUAUUGGUAGUUUAGGGGAGAAUACAUUGCUUCCUCUUUUACCAGACAUUUUGAUUAAGCUUAAACAGACAUCUCAUGUGCAUACAAAGGUAAUGCUUUGUACAUUAUUAUUUCAAAUGGUGGCCGGAGGAUAUGAAUGGAAUUCCGAAUGUUUAGAGGCGAUAGAUAAUAUUGUGAGAAAUGUGGAUGGUUGGGCAAAAUAUCGUAUUGCACGUAGCGCUGCAAGAUACGGUCAUCAUACAAUUGCUACUGAAAUAUUCAAAGGUCUAAAAGAAACUGUAGCAUCGGAGCAGCUACAUUUUUGGCUGUCCGGUUUAGAAUUGGUUACUAAAGCAGAAUGCUGUCUCAUGAAUAAAACGGAACGUGAAGAAAAUGUGAGUAAAGCUGAGAUUGUGGAAAGACUAAAUGGCGCGAUAGCGCGUUAUGCGAGCGCUUGCGCGUCUCUCAAAGCCGCUAGCACUCCAUUACGCAGUUUGCAAUUUCCGAGCGAAUAUUCAAAAUUGCGUUGUGAAUUCUUGCAAUCCAUAGCGCAGUUAUUACAUUCGUGCAUAUCUUUAUGUACCGCACCACCACCUGCUAUAGCUGUUACAGUCGUCAUUGCUACGAAAGACGAUCUCCAAAGAUAUGGACGUGUUACGCAUCAGUUAAGAAAAUCAGCGCAAGAAUUAAAAAACUGUGCGGAAAAUUAUCAGAAGCUAUAUCAAUCAGCCUUCGAUGCUGAUCCGGAAUCAUUAGCGAAUAUUCGGGCAUUACAAGAAAUAUGUCGGUUACUUGCAAACAGUGUGGAACGAGUUUGCGGCGGACCUGGGGUCUCGAUGUAUCAGCAGCAGAACGAUACCGUGAAUUUCAAUUUUGGCGAUUCCGUGGAGAUGCGACAGUUGGCUUGCUGCUGCGCCGAACUACGCCGUCUAGCACCGUCCUGGGUGGGCAACGAUGGCAAAAUUGGAGCCAUCAGUCACGUGAGAGUCAGUUGUCUGAUAUCGCAAGUGACGCUACUCGCUGGUGGAACGAUGAGAUUGCCGAUUCCACGGUAUUUCUUCCAAACUCUGCAGACUACUAGUAUUAAGCUGUCGGUGUCACCUCAACCGCGUGUUCUCGGUGAACCUGUGUCUGUACCGCAAGGUAGUCAAUUAGCGCUCAAAGUCGAAGGAGUGUUGCGACACGGUCGACGGGCAUCUCUUUUCCGUUCCGUUGCUGCCGUGUGCAUUUCUAUCUCGACGACGCCGCCUUCGAAAAUUAAUUCUGAUCAAAGGGAUUCCAAUGUAAACGAAUUGCAGCAAACGGUAACACCUCAUCGGGAUUUCUUCGCUUGUGAAUUUUUAUUAUCCUUGGGAAUACCUGGACCUACGAUAAUGCCUCCAUGCGCGGUCGGUGCGAACACCGUCGCGAAUAGCGGUGGUCAAUAUCAAAUCACGGCGAGCGCGAGUAUACUCGACAAGGACGGCAAUGUGUGGAAGUGUGGUCCACGUUCCACUCUUCCCGUUAGAGUACACGAGGAACCUGCGAAGAGAAAGUUACCUUAAGGAUAUGCCAUGCAGUGUAUUUUAUAAAAUUUUUAUUCAAAUACACUUUUUGAUAAAUUAUAAAUAA